Messenger RNA from Sphenostylis stenocarpa, 2082 nucleotides. The record is from the annotation of a GenBank genome assembly. Lineage: Eukaryota; Viridiplantae; Streptophyta; Magnoliopsida; Fabales; Fabaceae.
AUGAAGGAAGGUGAGAAGGUAUUGGAUCCACAGCUAUGGCACGCGUGUGCAGGUGGCAUGGUUCAGAUGCCGCAAGUGAACUCCAAAGUCUUCUACUUCCCACAGGGUCACGCUGAACACGCUCAUACCAACAUUGAUCUCAGGGUUCCGCCACUUAUUCUCUGCAACGUUGAAGCCGUGAAGUUCAUGGCGGACCCAGAAACCGACGAGGUCUUCGCCAAACUGAGUCUGGUUCCUCUCAGAAACUCGGACCUUGGUCCGGACUCGGAGGGGGGUGCUGACGCGGCGGAGGCUUCGGAGAAACCUGCGUCGUUCGCGAAGACUCUGACGCAGUCUGACGCCAACAAUGGUGGCGGUUUUUCGGUGCCACGGUACUGCGCGGAGACCAUUUUUCCGCGGCUGGACUACUCGGCGGAGCCACCGGUGCAGACGGUGGUGGCGAAGGACGUGCACGGGGAGACGUGGAGGUUCCGGCACAUAUACCGAGGGACGCCACGUCGGCACUUGCUGACGACAGGUUGGAGCAGUUUCGUGAACCAGAAGAAACUGGUGGCUGGGGAUUCUGUGGUGUUUCUGAGGUCUGAGAAUGGAGACUUGUGUGUUGGGAUUCGGAGGGCAAAGAAGGGAAUUGGGUGUGAGGUGUGGAACUCCGCUUCUGGUUCAGGGUGUGGAAGUGGAGGUGGAAGUGGGAAUUGUGGGAUUGGCCCUUAUGGGCCUUUCUCUUUUUUCUUGAGAGAGGAGAAUAAGAGUUUGAGGAACGGUGGUGGUGGGAAUUUGAGUGGAAGGGCUAAAGUGAGGCCUGAGGCUGUUGUUGAAGCUGUGACACUCGCUGCUGCUAAUAAACCUUUUGAGGUUGUUUAUUAUCCAAGAGCCAGUACUCCCGAGUUUUGCAUUAAGGCUUCUGCUGUGAGGGCUGCUAUGAGGAUCCAGUGGUGUUCUGGGAUGAGGUUCAAGAUGGCCUUUGAGACUGAGGAUGCUUCCAGGAUUAGUUGGUUCAUGGGAACCAUUGCUUCUGUUCAGGUUCUUGACCCCAUCCGCUGGCCUAAUUCCCCAUGGAGGCUUCUUCAGGUAACAUGGGAUGAGCCAGAUUUACUGCAAAAUGUGAAGCGUGUUAGCCCGUGGUUGGUUGAAUUGGUAUCAAACUUGCCAGUCAUCAAUUUCACACCCUUCUCUCCACCAAGAAAGAAGCUGCGGUUUCCGCAGCACCCAGAAUUCCCCCUUGAUGUUCAAUUUCCAAUACCAACGUUUUCAGGCAACCAGCUCGGGCCUAACAACCCCUUGUGUGGUUUUUCGGAUAACGCUCCUGCAGGCAUACAGGGAGCCAGGCAUGCUCAAAUUGGAACAUCACUAUCAGAUCUCCACCUUCAUAAGAAACUGCAGUUGGGGUUGCUUCCAUCUAAUAUUCAGCAACUUGGAGUGUAUAGUGGGAUUUCUAAUGGUACCACUACCAACCAUGAUAAGAGCAAAGAAAGCUUAUCACACUUGCUGACCGUGGGGAAAUCUAGCAAGAAUUUGGAGAAAUCUGAUGAUGUUAAGAAACAUCAGUUUUUGCUUUUUGGUCAACCAAUACUCACCGAACAACAAAUUUCUAGAGAUGUGUUGUCUCUUGGGAAAAAAUCACCGGAUGAUGUUAAGGAAAAAGAGAAGUACGUUUUGGAUAAUUCCCAAUCUGCACUCUCACAGCAGUUUUCACCAGGGAAACCUUCUGCUGCUGAGUUCUCUUGGCAACUUAGCUUGGAUACUGGUCAUUGUAAAGUUUUCUUGGAGUCAGAUGAUGUAGGAAGGACCCUAGACCUAUCACGGCUUGGUUCUUAUGAAGAGCUGUAUAGGAGACUUUCCAACAUGUUUGGGGUUGAAAGAUCUGAGAUUCUGAAUCACGUGUUCUACUAUGAUGCAGCAGGUGCUGUUAAGCAAACUGGAGAAGAACCCUUCAGUGAAUUCAUGAAGACAGCGAAAAGAUUGACAAUUCUGACGGAUUCAGGCAGUAAAAAUGUUAAAAGGGCCUAUAUUACAGGAACUCGGAAUGUUGAACACGGACUUGAUGCAUCAAAUAAAACAGGCCCUCUGAGCAUAUUUGCUUAA